AUGUCCCCUCCUCUCCCGAAGAUGUCCCCUCCUCUCCCGAAGAUGUCCCCUCCUCUCCCGAAGAUGUCCCCUCCUCUCCCGAAGAUGUCCCCUCCUCUCCCGAAGAUGUCACCUUCUCUCCCGAAGACAUACCCUCCUCUCCCCAGGAUGCCCCCCAACUGCAGGCUGAGGAUCCCAGCAUCCCGGCCAUGAGGGAAACAGCUGAGUUGCCACAGCAGCCUCCUGAGGCCCCCAAAAAGAAAAAAGAGAAAAGAAAGCAUCUGGUAAAGACACCAUCACAGCCACCGACAAAGGAGCAGGCCUCACGGGUGCCACAGGUCCCCUCCACAGAAUACAAAAAGAAGGCAGAAAAACGCAAACAAACCCCAUCAACUACAUUAGACCAACCCUCAAAAACACCUGUAAGCACCACUUCUACACCACACAAAAAAUUUAAAAUAAAACACUUUGUGAAGAUCUCCCCUGCCAAGAUGGAACCCCAGGUGACCCCAGCAGUGAAGCAUCCCACAAAGAUCCACACCCUGUCACAGGAAGAAGAAGAAAAGACAUCUGAGAAACAGCAGGGCAGGUUCCCACGUCAUGUCUUAAAAUUCAUGAAACAGUACAAAACUUACCUGUUGGCAGGCUGCCCCAACCGGAAGCUAAAAGAAAAUAAUUUGGCCAAGAUUGCCCGGGUGAGGACUUUUGUUCAGUACAUGGGCCUGGGCAGCCAGGGCCUGGGUAACUGGCUGUUCCUAAACAAUCCAGAAAAAAUACUGAA
Austrofundulus limnaeus is the source of this 760-nucleotide messenger RNA. RefSeq names its product nascent polypeptide-associated complex subunit alpha, muscle-specific form. The record is from RefSeq and is a predicted model, not a curated record. The transcript is spliced from 2 exons. The annotation marks the transcript as partial. NCBI's taxonomy places the organism in Eukaryota, Metazoa, Chordata, Actinopteri, Cyprinodontiformes, Rivulidae.